Hevea brasiliensis (rubber tree) is the source of this 1146-nucleotide messenger RNA. RefSeq names its product putative disease resistance protein RGA3. Lineage: Eukaryota; Viridiplantae; Streptophyta; Magnoliopsida; Malpighiales; Euphorbiaceae. The transcript has a single exon. Gene Ontology annotation, biological process: defense response to other organism. Bases 1 to 1146 code for a protein of 381 amino acids. The record is from RefSeq and is a predicted model, not a curated record. Gene Ontology annotation, molecular function: ADP binding.
AUGUUGCAAACUCUCAAUGUAAAUGCGGGUGGAAUGACCAACAGAGAUGCAAUGCUUGGAGAGCUUGAAAAGCAGUUGGAGGGGAGAAAGUUUCCACUUGUUCUUGAUGACGUGUGGAAAGAGAGGAAUGAGGUAUCAAAUAGGUGGGAUGAUUUUAAGACUCGUUUGGUAAGAAUUAGCAAAAACAAUGGAAAUGCUAUUGUUCUCACGACUCGUAGCGAGGAAGUGGCAUCAAUAGUAGAGACUUCUACUAAUCAUAGGCAUACAGUAAAUUUGUUGUCUGAUGAUGAAUGUUGGUCCAUUAUGAAGGAAAGGGCAUUUGGAAGUGAAGCAACAUCAAUCCCCUCAAACUUAGAGGGCAUUGGAAAGGAGAUUGCGAAAAAAUGUGGAGGAGUACCAUUAGCUGCAAAAGUUUUAGGUGGGACAAUGGGUUUUAGAAGGGAUGAGGAAGCAUGGUUGUUAAUUCAAAAUAAUAAUGUUUUGAAUGCAUCAUAUAAGAAGGAAAACAUCGAGUCUAUAUUAAAAUUAAGUUGUGAUCACUUGCCUUCAAAGUUGAAGCAAUGUUUUGCAUCCUGUACGAUGUUUCCAAAAGAUUUUGAGUUUGAAAAGGAAGAAUUAAUUUGGCUUUGGAUGGCUGAAGGUUUUGUUGUGCCAUCUAGUGAAGAUGAGGGCACCAAGUAUUUUAAUGCCUUACUUCAAAAUUAUUUUUUCCAAGAUGUGGUGAGGGAUGAAUACGGGAAUAUUGGAAAGUGCAAAAUGCAUGAUCUUGUACAUGAUCUUGCAUUAUCUCUUUCAAAGUACGAAACAUUGACUUUGAAAAAUUGUUCAACUACUGAUGAUAUAUCUUCCGCUCGUCGUUUAUAUGUGGAUUGUCAAAAUGCAACAACUUCAGUGGCAUUUCCAAAAGGUGGUUCUAAGAAGCUGCGUAGUUUAUACAUGAAUGGUGUUGUCUUUGAUGGGUCUUGGAAGUUGAAAUGCUUGCGCACUCUAAAAUUGAAAGGUGCUAAUAUUGAGAAGGUGCCAUCUUCUAUUGGCAAGUUGAAACAUUUGAGAUAUCUUGACGUAUCAGACACUGGAAUCAAAGUGUUGCCUGAAUCCAUCACCAAGCUCUACAAUUUACAAACAUUGAGAUUCCUUUGGUGCUAG